Messenger RNA from Urocitellus parryii (Arctic ground squirrel), 1305 nucleotides. Its product is annotated as olfactory receptor 5K3-like. The record is from RefSeq and is a predicted model, not a curated record. Lineage: Eukaryota; Metazoa; Chordata; Mammalia; Rodentia; Sciuridae. Gene Ontology annotation, biological process: G protein-coupled receptor signaling pathway. Gene Ontology annotation, molecular function: G protein-coupled receptor activity; olfactory receptor activity. Gene Ontology annotation, cellular component: membrane.
UUGAUAGAUAGAUAGAUAAUGCUACAAUUAUUUGUGGGCAAUGAUCCAAAUAUGGCUACACUAAAUUUUAAUGUUAUCAUUGAAUAAAUGCAUACAGAUGAAUCUUUUUCACUUUAAAUAUCUUCCCUCAAAUUAUCAAAAUGGUCUUGUGAAUAUUGAGAGGCGUACUUUGAUGUCACAUUUGCUGAAACAUUCACCAAUGAAUUUGUUCAAAAGUAAAUGUAGCUGUAAUCACACAAGCACAUGCAAUGCUUAAAAAAGAAAUUCCUCUACCUAUUAUAAAUGAAAAAAUAUCAAUGGAAAAUUAUGUAAUUUCCAAUGGAACAUCAUAUAUACAUAAUUCCUAUCUCAACAGAAAAGCUAGAGGUGACUGAGGACAACCACUCAAUGACAAAUGAAUUUAUCCUUAUCGGGUUUACAGACCACCCAGACAUGAAGACUCUUCUGUUUGUGGUGUUCUUUGGCAUCUAUCUGGUCACCAUGGUGGGGAAUCUAGGGUUGGUGGCCUUGAUAUACAUGGAGCGCCGUCUUCAMACACCAAUGUACAUCUUCCUGGGCAACCUGGCUCUCAUGGAUUCCUGCUGUUCCUGUGCCAUCACUCCCAAGAUGUUACAGAACUUCUUUUCUGAGGACAGAAGGAUUUCCCUCUAUGAAUGCAUGGCACAAUUCUAUUUUCUCUGUCUUGCUGAGACUACAGACUGCUUUCUUCUMGCAGCAAUGGCCUAUGACCGCUAUGUGGCCAUAUGCAGACCACUGCAAUACCACACUCUAAUGUCAAAGACACUCUGCAUUCAGAUGACCACAGGAGCCUACAUAGCUGGACAUCUGCAUUCCAUUGUUCAAGUAGGACUUUURUUGAGAUUAACUUUCUGUAGGUCUCAUCAAAUCAAUCACUUCUUUUGUGAUGUCCUUCCAUUAUACAGACUCUCUUGUGUUGACCCUUAUAUCAAUGAAUUGAUGAUACUUAUCUUGUCAGGAUUUGUUCAAAUUUUUUCUGUUACAGUAGUACUAAUCUCUUAUUUCUACAUUCUUUUCACUAUCUUCACAAUGAAAUCCAAAGAAGGAAGAGGAAAAGGUUUAUCUACUUGUGCAUCCCACUUUCUCUCUGUGUCAAUAUUCUAUGGUUCUCUGCUCUUCAUGUAUAUUAGGCCAAAUUCAUUUAAUGAAGAUGAUAAAGAUAUACCUGUUGCUAUUUUUUAUACUCUAGUUAUUCCUUUAUUAAACCCUUUCAUUUAUAGUCUAAGAAAUAAGGAAGUAAUAAAUGUUAUCAAAAAUUAUGAAGAUAUGAUAUUACAACAUUCUUAG